UGAUGCUAAUGAGCGGAGUUGUUGGGCGAGCCAGGAACUUCAUUCCCCUUCUCUGUGUCAGGAUCGCAGAAAUUAUGCCCCUUCUCUCACCAUGAGCUGGCUCUCCAGUUCUCAGGGGGUUGUGCUCACUGCCUACCACCCCAGCGGCAAGGACCAGGCCGUGGGGGGCAGCCAUGGCAAGGGAGGGGAGGAAGCCGCCGCGAGUCGCAGAUAUGGCCAGUACACUAUGAACCAGGAAACCACCAAAGUUACCGAAAGGCCUCCAUUUGAUCGAUCGAGUUCCCAGGAUUCUUUGGAUGAACUCUCUAUGGAAGACUAUUGGAUUGAACUAGAAAAUAUCAAGAAAUCUAGUGAGAACAGACAAGAUCAAGAGGUGGUGAUUGUCAAAGAGCCUGAUGAGGGAGAAUUGGAAGAAGAGUGGCUCAAGGAGGCGGGUUUGUCCAAUCUCUUCGGAGAGGCUGCUGGAGAUCCCCAAGAAAGCAUGGUCUUUUUAUCCACACUGACCCGGACCCAGGCAGCAGCCGUUCAGAAACGGGUAGAGACUGUCUCCCAGACCUUGAGGAAAAAAAACAAACAGUACCAGGUUCCUGACGUCAGAGACAUAUUUGCUCAACAGAGGGAAUCCAAAGAAAAAGAGGCUCCAGAUGGCACUGAAUCACAAUCAGUCAGAACAGAUGAAAACAAAUACCCAGGGAAAGAUGGCCAGGCAUCUAACCUAAUUGUUGGUGAAAAGGAACUGUUCCCCGUGGGGCCUGAGGAGGCUCCUGCUUCUGAAACAGACAUCAAUCUGGAGGUGUCCUUUGCAGAGCAAGCUGUCAAUCAGAAAGAAAACUCCAAGGAGAAGACCCAGAGGGGCAAAGGCGAUGAUGCCCCGUUACCUAGUUUCAGGUUGCCAAAAGACAAGACAGGCACCACCAGGAUUGGUGACCUGGCACCCCAGGACAUGAAGAAAGUUUGCCAUUUGGCCCUAAUUGAGCUGACUGCCCUCUAUGAUGUGUUGGGUGUUGAGCUGAAACAACAGAAAGCUGUGAAAAUCAAAACAAAAGAUUCUGGCCUUUUUUGUGUUCCAUUGACGGUAUUGUUAGAACAAGAUCAGAAGAAAGUACCAGGAACUCGAAUCCCUUUGAUAUUUCAAAAACUGAUUUCUCGAAUUGAAGAGGGAGGUUUGGAAACCGAAGGCCUCUUAAGAAUACCUGGUGCUGCGGUGAGAAUCAAGAAUCUUUGCCAAGAACUAGAAGCAAAGUUUUAUGAAGGGACUUUUAAUUGGGAAAGUGUCAAGCAGCAUGAUGCCGCCAGCCUGCUGAAGCUCUUCAUCCGGGAGCUGCCGCAGCCACUGCUCAGUGUAGAAUACCUCAAAGCCUUUCAGGCUGUCCAGAAUCUUCCAACCAAGAAGCAGCAGCUACAGGCCUUGAACCUUCUUGUCAUCCUCCUGCCUGAUGCAAACAGAGACACACUCAAGGCUCUGCUUGAAUUUCUCCAAAGAGUCGUCGACAAUAGAGAGAAAAAUAAGAUGACAAUCAUGAAUGUAGCCAUGGUCAUGGCCCCGAAUCUCUUCAUGUCCCACACAUUGGGUUUGAAGUCCAGUGAGCAGCGAGAAUUUGCAAUGGCAGCUGGGAUCGCUAAUAUCAUGCACUUAUUGAUUAGGUAUCAAAAACUUCUAUGGACAAUUCCCAAGUUUAUUGUCAACCAAGUGAGGAAACAAAACACCGAAAAUCACAGAAAAGAUAAAAAAGCCAUGAAGAAGUUGCUGAAGAAGAUGGCUUAUGACCGAGAAAAGUAUGAAAAGCCAGAUAAGAGCGUAAAUGACGCUGACGUUCCUCAGGGAGUGAUUCGAGUGCAAGCUCCCCAUCUUUCGAAAGUUUCCAUGGCAAUACAGCUAACUGAAGAACUCAAAGCCAGUGAUGUACUUGCCAGGUUUCUCAGCCAAGAAAGUAGUGGGGUUGCCCAGACUCUCAAGAAUGGGGAAGUUUCUUUGUAUGAAAUUGGAGGAAAUAUCGGAGAACGCUGCCUUGAUGACGACACUUAUAUGAAGGACUUAUAUCAGCUGAACCCAAAUGCUGAGUGGGUUAUAAAGUCCAAACCAUCACAGAAGACUUAAAUUGCAGAUAACCACAAGGACUUCCAUAGGAAUACUUGCUGGGUCAAGAGUGUAAAAAAAGAAACGGCAGGACUCUUAUUUUUCAAAUGUACCCAACUAUUGAAUAGGGACACACUGAAGCCUUAAGAAGUUAUAGAUUUGUGCUGCUGCCAGUUAUGUUAAUUAUUAAGAUUAUUAUUAGAAAACAAAUGUCUCUGGCGUGAGAAGGAAGAGGCUUAAUUAUUAAGCUUGUAGGCUAUUUUCAUAUACUCUGUGAAAUGUGUCCAGAUGUGACACCAGGUUUGUAUAUGAAAAUACACGGUCUCCCCUCUCACUUUUUUUUCUUUGAAAGUGAUAUAUACAGUAAUACAUGCUUUUUCACCUUUCUCUUCUCCUGACAUCUGCCUUCCCCCAGUGAGGUUGGCUUUGCAACCGAAAAGGUAACAAGUACCAGGUAUGGCAAGUUGUGAAGACAGUUCAUCUUCCAGGAGACCGAAUUCAGCAGUGUUCCCAUCACUGUCGAAUGUGAACAUUCAUCUCUCUGAAUCAUUUGUUCAAACAAUAGCAUCCCACUUCUUCCUGCUGUAUCACAUGAAGUGAUUUGCAUUUUUUUUCAGUCCACCUGACAUAUGUGCACAGAACUGUAUCCACUAUCAAGAAAAUAGAACUGUCAGAAACUGCCAAUUAUUACCGCACCAUUUAAGACUUAGAUACUCAGAAUAAAUAAGAUAGUUCCACCUGGAAUAACUGGAUUAUGGAUAAGAAGAGAGCAAAAGCCAAAUCACUUCAUGCCUGCGGUAGCCUUCUGACUGAAAUGUGAAACAUUGUAGCUGGCUUUAGCUAUUGUCAUAGUAGCAGUAUAAACACGCAUAAGAGUAUGAUCCAGUAAUUGUCGAGAAUGUGUCCAACUGAAAUAGAGGGAUUUUUUUUUUUUUAAACUCAUAAAUAAGUCAGUAGGAAGCGUUAUUCUUCUGGGUAUGACACAGUCCUACAAACAAGCUUUUGUUUGUGUACUUCUUUAAAUAACCAGAGCGCAUUUAUUAAAGUGCUAUGGAGAGGACUAUUCCCAGAGAUUUUAAGGCGCAAACCAUAUUGCAACAAGAGAUGAGCCCCCGUGCUGUAAAUAAGAGGAAGGAAGUGAGAGAGAAAUGUUCAAUAUUUUAUGAGUUUAGAGUGUAGUAAAUAAAAGGUGAUGUAAAUGAAUGUUC
Molecule: messenger RNA, 3285 nt
Organism: Phacochoerus africanus (Common warthog)
Lineage: Eukaryota; Metazoa; Chordata; Mammalia; Artiodactyla; Suidae
Gene: ARHGAP18
Product: Rho GTPase activating protein 18
Exons: 15
Coding region: 92-2098 (668 amino acids)
Biological process (GO): regulation of small GTPase mediated signal transduction; regulation of actin filament polymerization; signal transduction
Cellular component (GO): cytoplasm
Molecular function (GO): GTPase activator activity
Source: RefSeq, a predicted model, not a curated record